AUGUCUGGUGGAGGAAUAAGACAACGAGGACAGCGUGGACUACAACAAUUGAGAGCAGCAAGAAAAUCUCAGUCGAAGAGUAGAUCUCGAAAGAAACAGACGAGAGGAUGGAAAAAUCAUAGUGUUUCAACUAAUAAAAGAAAGAGAAAAACGAAAACAUCGUCAACAUCUUCUAAAACGAAAAGGAGAUCAAUAGGAAAAAAGAAAAUAUUUGAUCCGUAUGAAGAUAAUUUUUCAUACGUCUAA
This is a messenger RNA of Clunio marinus, 246 nucleotides long. The record is from the annotation of a GenBank genome assembly. Lineage: Eukaryota; Metazoa; Arthropoda; Insecta; Diptera; Chironomidae.